This is a messenger RNA of Neoarius graeffei (lesser salmon catfish), 3976 nucleotides long. RefSeq names its product chloride channel, voltage-sensitive 5b (gene clcn5b). The record is from RefSeq and is a predicted model, not a curated record. Gene Ontology annotation, molecular function: voltage-gated chloride channel activity. NCBI's taxonomy places the organism in Eukaryota, Metazoa, Chordata, Actinopteri, Siluriformes, Ariidae. Gene Ontology annotation, biological process: chloride transport; transmembrane transport. Gene Ontology annotation, cellular component: Golgi apparatus; membrane; early endosome. The transcript is spliced from 15 exons. Bases 287 to 3034 code for a protein of 915 amino acids.
UUGAAACCGAAAUGGCUUCUUUUUCUCUUCUUUCGAAGUGCACGACUUAGGGUUUAAGAUGAUGCCUUCUUUACUCCACCUAGUGCACUUCUACCUGUGUUUCUGACAGGAGGCGGUUUGGACGCGGCCAGGAUACUGUCAAGAAGGAAGUUUGCUUCACUUUUCAGUUUAACUGGAAAUCUGUAUCACAAGACUCAUUAUGUCUGAGUGGCAGCUGGAGCACCAGUGAUCCUGUGACGCCUCUAAAGCCAGAUCUUCUGUCCCGGAUCAGGAAGGAGGAAAGCAGAUGGAGAACGGCGGCUUUUAUAAUGACAACUACAGCAGUGGAAGCAGUGAUGAUGAUCUGGUUGACCUCAGUGCCACUGAUCACGGUCUCCUUGAAGAUCUACCUAAUGACGAGAACAACCACGGCCAAGGCUACAGCACAGGAAGCCGAGGUCAGAACGGCACCGCUAAGCUGCUGGAUCUGUUAGAUGACGGGUUGCACGGGGUGGGAACGUAUGAUGAUUUCAACACCAUUGACUGGGUGAGGGAGAAAUCCAAGGACCGAGACCGGCACAGAGAGAUCAGCAAGAAGAAGAACCAGUCUGUACUGGACCUUCUCUUGAGUGUGAGUGAUGCUUUCUCUGGCUGGCUCCUCAUGCUCCUCAUCGGCCUCAUGUCUGGUGCAUUAGCUGGAGGCAUAGACAUCUCAACUAACUGGCUAACAGAUCUGAAAGAGGGAAUCUGUCUGAAAGGCUUCUGGUUCAACCAUGAGCACUGCUGCUGGGACUCCCAAGAGACCACCUUCCAGGAGAGAGACAAAUGUCCGCACUGGAAGAGCUGGGCCGAGCUUACGGUGGGAGUCGGUGAGGGGGCGAGUGCCUACGUGGUGAACUAUCUGAUGUAUGUAACCUGGGCCCUGCUCUUCUCCUACCUGGCUGUGGCCCUCGUCAAAGCCUUCGCCCCGUACGCCUGCGGCUCAGGAAUCCCUGAGAUAAAGACCAUCCUAAGUGGGUUUAUAAUCCGGGGCUACUUAGGAAAGUGGACUCUAGUGAUAAAAACCAUCACUCUGGCGCUGGCUGUGUCUUCAGGCCUUAGUCUGGGGAAAGAAGGCCCGCUGGUGCACGUGGCCUGCUGCUGCGGAAACAUCCUCUGCCAUCUUUUCACUAAGUACCGCAAGAACGAGGCCAAGAGGAGGGAGGUUUUGUCGGCAGCCUCCGCUGUGGGCGUGUCUGUAGCUUUUGGAGCUCCUAUAGGAGGCGUGCUCUUCAGUCUGGAAGAGGCCUGCCAAAAAAGACCAUCAAACGCAGGGGUGCAGAUCCGAUGUCAGGAUUGGGGGAGACACAAAAGUGAUUUUUUUUUUUUUGCCCGUAUGCAACUCAUACCAUGCAACCAUAAAUUACAACUUCGUAGAGGCUCGCCACAUCAUUCAAAAAAAAUUGUGGGGGGGGUCAUGUCCCCCCCGGGAUCUGCACCCAUGAUCAAACAACUUCAGGUGAUUCAAAAUGCAGCGGCGAGGGUUCUCACACGAACAAAAAGAACAGAGCACAUUACUCCAAUUCUAAGGUCCCUUCACUGGCUUCCAGUCAGCUACUACUUCCCCUUAAAGACGCUGUGGCGUUCAUUCUUCGCUGCUCUGGUGGCUGCCUUCACCUUACGCUCCAUCAAUCCCUUUGGCAACAGUCGACUUGUCCUCUUCUACGUGGAGUUCCACACCCCAUGGCACCUGCUGGAGCUCUUCCCUUUUGUUUUGCUUGGUGUUUUCGGCGGCCUAUGGGGGGCGUUUUUCAUCCGUGCCAACAUGGCCUGGUGUAGACGGCGGAAAAACACCCGUCUGGGUCACUACCCUGUGUUGGAAGUGGUGCUGGUGGCUCUGGUUACAGCGCUGUUGGCCUUCCCAAAUAACUACACACGCAUGAGUGGCAGCCAUCUCAUCUCCGAGCUGUUCAAUGACUGCAGCCUGCUUGACUCCUCCCAACUGUGUGACUAUAUCACUCAAGUGAAGGAUGGAACAGUGAAUGCUAACUUAAGCCACGGUACUAACUUCAGCAACGGCCUGUUUGACCGAGCAGCUGGUCCUGGAGUUUACAUGGCCAUCUGGGAGCUGGCGCUAGCACUUGUCUUUAAGACUCUGAUCACUGUGGUUACGUUUGGCAUGAAGGUACCAUCUGGUCUGUUUAUUCCCAGCAUGGCAGUGGGUGCAAUUGCAGGCAGGCUGAUGGGUAUUGGCAUGGAGCAGCUAGCAUUCUACCACCACAACUGGUCCAUCUUCAAAAGCUGUUCAUCCAGCGCCAAAUGCAUUACGCCAGGCCUCUACGCCAUGCUCGGGGCUGUAGCAUGUCUGGGUGGUGUAACUCGGAUGACUGUGUCUCUGGUGGUCAUCAUGUUUGAGCUGACUGGAGGAUUGGAGUAUAUUGUGCCCCUCAUGGCAGCCACUAUGACCAGUAAAUGGGUGGCGGAUGCACUGGGCAGAGAGGGCAUUUAUGAGGCACAUAUCCGGCUGAACGGCUACCCUUUCCUCGAGCCCAAGGAGGAGUUUGAGCACAAGACCCUGGCCAUGGAUGUAAUGCGUCCACGGCACGCUGAUCCUCCACUUUCUGUGCUCACGCAGCGCGGCAUGACCGUGGACGAGGUGGAGGCAUUAAUAGCCGAUACGGCGUACAGCGGUUUCCCUGUAGUUGUGUCCCAGGACACUUGGAGGCUGGUGGGCUUUGUGCUGCGGAGGGACCUAGUUAUAUCUAUAGAGAAUGCACGGCACUGCCAAGAGGGUAUCGUGGGAGCAUCGCAGGUCCUCUUCACUGAACACAUUCCGGCUCAGCCUCAUGGUGGCCCUCCUCCACUCAGUCUACGCAACAUCAUGGACCUCAGUCCACUAGCCAUCACUGACCACACGCCCAUGGACAUCACAGUGGACAUCUUCCGCAAGCUCGGCCUACGCCAGUGCCUUGUCACGCAGAACGGGCGGUUGUUGGGGAUUAUCACUAAGAAGGACAUUUUGAAGCACAUGGCCCAGAUGACGAACCGAGACCCUGAGUCCAUCCUGUUCAACUGAGAAUCUUUUCCACACCACUCAGCAGGAGAGGCAUAAAAUCCCGUUCCAUCACAUGGACACACUUCCCAGACUGGAUCAUCCUAAUUACCUGGUGGAAAGUGUGUGUGUGUGUGUGUGUGUGUGUGUCAGCUAGGGACUUUUUGUGGAAAUGGCCUGAGGCUUUGUUGUAGCUGGAGAAGCCGAAUUGGACGACAUGCCUGGGCAGGAAGUCCUGUCUCCUAGAGGAUCUCUGCUUCUACAGCUUCUUCUGAAGCUGUCAGACACUUCACUGCUGACUGCACGUGUGUGUGUACACACACAGACACACACUGAUCCAGAUCUUCCUGUGAAUACUGACUUUGAACUUUGCCUUUUUUUUAAUCCUGCAUGUGUCAUUCCUGGAUUCUCUUUGAGGGACUCCACGGCAGGUGAAGGGCGUUUUUGGAAUGUCAUGCAUCUCUCUCUCUCUGACAUGCCUGAACUUGCCCAGGUCAGACAAUCACUGUGGGAAGUAGAUGAGGGAUGAGACUAAAGUGUAUCAUGUUAAAAAGUCACACACUCUGUCUUCCUCACACUCCGGCAGCCUGUCAGAUGCUCAUGCAGAUAAAAGCCAAAGGCAGUGUUGUGUUCGAGCUUUGCGUUAAUUUAAAGUGUCAGCAUCUGAAUGUGUGCGAAUGUGACUUGAAAUUGAGCAGCCGUCACGGUUACGCAUAUUGAAGGGAAUUAUUUGAGCCACUAUGGUCAACUUGAUAUGUUUACAUAAUUCAUAAAGAUUUCUUAAUGAGAUGCGGUCAGAUCUCUUUAGAUCAGAACUCAUUUGAGUUUUUCUGCCAUUUAGAUCAAAGCUGGUCAGUUUAUCUAAAAUGUAUGAAUUUUUUUUUUUUUCCAGUGUCGGUAUGUCCUGUGAUAGCCUUUCGAUCAUGCACUGUGUUGGGAAUUCUACCAUUAAAUUGUAGCGAAGUA